AGUAAACGAAAAGGAACGAAAGACAACUAUUACAAAUCUGUGAACUCGUCCGCUCGGACAGGCGGAGAGAAUGACUUUCGGUUUAGAGUCAUGACAUUUGUUUUUAAGUACUUUAAGAGACUUGGGGAGAAUUAAAUUGCAGUGUAACGCAAAAAAAAAUUGGUGUCUGGAAGAUUUGUCUCUGGGCAGCUGUGAAAGUUGUUUUGUUGGUGUUAGCUCGCAUGCUAACACGUUUACCUUUCGGGUAUGACAUCAACUAAUCCAGAUAUGCCUGAAGUCUCUUCACUAGCUGUGGCCACAUCAGCUGUGUCUCUUUCGAACAGUUCUGCAGUUGUGCCAAAGGCUAACAACAAGCGGCAAGCCACCUCGGACUUCGAGGAUGAUGAGGGAAGCAAAUUGUUCAGGUGUGAUGAUGACUCAAGCGGGGCAAAUGACAAAGAGAGAUUUGCCAGGGAGAAUCACAGUGAGAUCGAGCGGAGGCGGAGAAAUAAGAUGACUGCUUACGUCACAGAGCUGUCGGACAUGGUGCCCACCUGCAGCGCAUUGGCACGGAAACCAGACAAGCUGACCAUCCUUCGCAUGGCCGUAUCUCACAUAAAAUCGCUCCGAGGGAGUGGCAACACCAGCACAGAUGGAACAUACAAACCUUCCUUCCUUACAGACCAGGAGCUGAAGCAUCUGAUUCUGGAGGCUGCUGAUGGCUUCUUGUUCGUUGUGUCAUGUGAGACCGGCCGUGUCGUUUACGUGUCGGACUCUGUCACACCAGUUCUGAACCAGGCUCAGUCUGAUUGGCUCGGAUCCUCGCUGUACGACCAGCUUCAUCCAGAUGAUGCAGAGAAACUCCGAGAGCAGCUCUCCACCAGUGAAAACAACAACACUGGUCGGAUGUUGGACCUGAAAACAGGCACAGUGAAGAAAGAGGCGGGUCAGUCGUCUGUAAGGAUGAGUAUGGGUGCACGGCGCUCCUUCAUCUGCAGGAUGAGAUGUGGAGUUUGUCCAGUAGAACCAGUGUCUAUGAACAGACUCAACUUCCUGAGAAGCAGAAACAGGAAUGGCUUGGGUCCUUCUAAGGACGGUGAACCGCAGUAUGUGGUGGUACACUGCACAGGCUAUAUCAAAUCCUGGCCUCCUGCUGGAGUGACUCUUUCUGAAGAGGAGGCUGAUAAUACUCAAGGAAAUCGUUUCUGCCUAGUUGCCAUUGGACGGCUACAGGUAACCUGUUCUCCAAGCGACACCAACAUAAAUAACAUCAGCGUUCCAGUGGAAUUUAUUUCUCGCCAUAACUGUCAAGGCGUCUACACCUUUGUGGAUCACCGCUGCCUGGCGACAGUGGGCUACCAACCUCAGGAGUUACUGGGGAAGAACAUUCUAGAUCUCGCACACCCAGAAGAACAGGGCUUAUUAAGAGACAGCCUUCAGCAGGUGGUGAAUCUACGAGGUCAGGUUAUGACGGUGAUGUUCCGGUUCCGCUCUAAAUCCAACGAGUGGAUCUUGAUGAGAACGAGCUCGUUCACCUUCCAGAACCCUUUCUCAGAGGAGAUUGAGUACAUUAUAUGCACCAACGCCAACGUCAAUAGAGCUCCAAAUCAGGAUUCCCUGUCCCCCCUCUCUUCCCCGGGGGUGGCACUGCCCCCUUCACUGGGGCAAAGCAGUCCUAACUGCCCCUCCACCCCCAGCCCAGGUCAAAUAACAGCCAGGCAGUUGCAGCAGCAGCAGGCGGAGUUAGAGGGGGGGAUGAGUAGAGAUGCAGUGUAUGAAUCAAAUCAGGUGGCGCUUCCUCAGGUUCCAGUGCAGACUGUGGGAGUAGUCAACACUGAUCACAACUCUAAGGCUCUGUCAUCCAGUGUGUCCAGUGCACAGCAGGUUUACCCUCCAGCAGCAUCUUUCCCCAGUACUGCACGCCCCAGUGAACCCUUCAGGUCAGCUGGAAUGGCUCAGCAGAUGGUGUCCGCCCCUCACUCAGCAGGUCAGAUGCUGGCACAGAUGUCAGGUCAGAGCACACCCUCUGCAGCCAUUUUCAGCAACAACAGUCCCAUUCAGGCCCAGGCAGGAGCCACAGCACCACCUGGAGUCUGGACUGCAGCAAGACCUCCCUUCAACACACAGGUGGCAGGUCAAGUAACGAAGAAUCAGUCACCUCAAUUUUACAUGGGAGGUUUCAGCUCCGCCCCUACAUCCUCCACUUCCUCAUCAUUUGGCCAGAUGGGCGGAGCCGCUGCUUCAAUGGCAAACACAUCAAGUUACCCACAACUCACCAGUCGCACCAACCCCUCAUCAAACAGCCACGGUAAUGUUGGUCAGAUGGGAGCACAGUUCCCCUCCAGGCCAGCAGAGGGAGUGUCAGGGUGGCAGCAGUGGCAAAAUCAGCCACACACACAAGGCACUGGAGAUACACACCCGCAGUCUCAGAACAACCAGUCAGAGAUAUUCUCAGAUGUUCUCUCCAUGUUGGAUCAGUCCGGCACUUUUGGCAACGAAGACUUUGCAGAGAUGCCUAUGUUUCCUCCAUUCCCUGAGUGAUCCUGCUUCCUUUGUCACUUUCUUCACUCCCUGUUGCUCUCUUACUCUCCAUUUCUUUCUGUUUUAAACAAAUUGAUGACCGUAUAGAGGGAUUUAUAGAAACAGAGAAGAAUGGAAGGACAUCGCAAUUCUUAUAAGCCAUACUGUGAGGAUACAAGAGGGAGAGAGAAAAACAGCCUAGCGCACAGACAGACAGGUGUCGACGACCCCUGUGCUUUGAACAGGGGUGAAAUGUGUUCACUUUAAAAUCACGUACAAUUGCACACAUCGAGCACAAACGGUCCCACACUGUCUCUGCCAUACACACAUAUGCUUUUUAUUUUUGAGUUUGAAAUAAGAAUUGCUUAUCCAUUUUGUGUACUUUUUUCCACACACACAAAGACAGUCUUGUCUGUCUGUAUUACUGUGUGUAGUAACUGCACUGUGAUGUGACAUUUUGAUCCCAUUAAAAUCUAAGAGAAAAUUUGAUUCAGCCACUAGUAUGUGGCAGCUUUGAUCUGGAGUGUCAUGGCUGCCUCACACAUAAGCUCUGAAUGUAAUGAAGUUAAAGAGCUCUAAAUGUAUUGGUGGAGUCACCCCCGCCCCCACCCCCCAGAAGCUGUGGCAUGUUUUCUUUUAUCUUGUUUUUAAAAGCUUCCAUAAGGGUUGGAGAAAUCUCAGAAUUUGAAUAAGGUAUAAAUUAGACAGAAUUUGAAUUGAACUGGCCACACCCCACAUUCCACACAAGCGCACAACAGAGGAAGUUCAUUAGUCCAAUACAGUUUGUUUCUGAACUGAUUGAACAUAUUUUUCUUUAAACUUUUUCUUUAAAAUGUAAAUAUCACAGAAUGUGCACCACAUUUUUGGGGGGAUAAAUGAUCCUUGAAAUUCAGUCAUGAAACUCUACAUGGCCAAAUAUGUUUGGUCCUUUGACAUGUAAUCUGUUAGCCAAUCAACUUGCGCACUCUGUCUAACAUUUAAAUUGGCUGUGUCUCGUUUGGAAGGCUGUGUCCUCUGGAGGUCGCAUUUGUCGGCCGCAUAUGUCAUCAAGGCCGUCUCGUUUCAGAAAAGCGAGGAGGACACUUCGAAUGCAUUCUUCGAAUGCGACCUUCUUUCACGGGAAUUCGGAGGAUGCAUGAGGUGUAUCCUUCAUGGGCACUCGUAACCCACAAUUCUUUGCUUCAAUGGAAAUGUCUAAAAAAAAGGACGCCAAUUUGCCCGUAAAUAUGAUGUUCAAACGCAAGUAAUGUUAAUUCCCAAGUUGAAGUAUUUCAGUAGAUGGGUGCAGAGUAUAUAAUAUGCAUAAUUUAUUAAUAUAUAAUUAAAAUAAAGUAUUAGACUAAAAGUACACAUGUAAAACCUAUUUUCUUUUCUCUUUACAUCAUUAUAACUCUCCUAAAAUGUACCUCAUACAUUCCCUUCCAGAGGGACUUUGUUACCGUCUCACUCGAAGUGCUCGCAUUUGUUAAAGAGUGGCGUGCUGUCAUAGCAACCAUGUUACGUUCCGUUUCUGUUUGUCCUACGAAGGCUGUCUCAUUUAAACGAGACUUGUUUAAACGAGGACACUCGGUAUACUGCAGCCUUCAAAGGAUGCGUCCUACCUAGCAUGCAUCCUUCCAAACGAGACACAGCCUUUGCCUUAUGCAAGGGCGUAGCCAGGAAAUUACUUUUUUGUGGGACUUAAUAUAAAUGGAUGUGCCAAAUUUUCACCCAUUUUUAAAAAAAAAAAAAAUUCCUUAACAAAAGAGAGGUGGCACAUUCAAACAGUUCUUUCACACUUUCAGAAAUUUGAAUUUAUGCAUUUUUUUAAAUAUUUUAUAAAUAUAUAUUUGAAGUCAGAGAAUAAUCUCUAAUAUUCUGGGUGGGCCUGGGUCUAAUUUGAGUGGUCCCAGGCCCACCCCAGGAUCCCUUGGCUACACCACUGUUUGUAUGCAGGUAAACCAGUUGAACUGCAGCGUGCUAUGAGAGUUUUCUCACUUAAACGCUCCUCCUCCUCCCCAAUACCACUUGUCAAGUUCUGCUUCAUGGGGAUUGUAUGCAUGUUUAAUUGUGCAGCAGUGUAAGCAGAUCUAGUCUACCAAGACCAAACUGUCAUAUCCAUUGGUGAUAUUUCCUGUUUAAAUUUAUUCAGAGUUGUCGUGACUGAACUUUAUCAAAAUAAAUAUUGACAUCUUAAUGGCAAGACCAUUCUGGGGAGACAAUGAAAGUUUUAAUUGUAAUUCUGCUUCCUUAAAUUCAGAUUACAAUUUCAUCCUCUUUACUACUUCAGUUCAAAUUCAGGAAAUUAAUCUGAGUUUUAAAGGCAUUUUCAAUUCAAUCCCGAGUGGUGCUCAACCUUGGAUUCUUAUUGGUGCAGUGUAACACAUAACCUGCUGCAGUAGUUCUGGCUGCUUUUGAACUCAUCACAGGCUGUGGAUACAUCUAAUAUGUUUCUCUUGUCAAUUCUGCAGCUUUAUAUAAAGUUUAAACUUCAAAUGGACAGGCAAUUACUUGUAAACACAUCUCUUCCUGUGUCCGUGUCUUCAAGCACACGUUUCACCUGUGCUGAUGUCAUGGUUUCACUCAGGCAUGUUUUUGUAAACACAAUGAAAAAGAUUGUAAAUCAAGCAAUAAUGAGCAGGAUUUGUGUACUUCAAAGCCAUUUUAUUGGUAGACUAAGUAUUAUCAUAACCUUAAUAUAAAGUGGAAAAGAAGAAACCUAUAAGCAUAAUCUGUACAGUCAGUGUUUUGCUUUUGGAUUCAGUCUCUCCAAAUUUAUUAAUUUGAAAGCUGACAUUCUAAAUUGGCCUUGUACAGAGAAAAUAUUCCAGAAUUUCUCAUAAUUCUUCAGUUGAAUCCAUAUAGUUUAAGGAAUAUUGGCACGUUUCAUUUUUGAAUUGUUAAUUUUAUUUAGAUGAAAAACUUAAUCUGGGUGUAUCUGUCUACCCUUCAAUACUAAUUCAUGUUUAUUAAAAUAAGUAAAUCCAUGUGUCAAUAGAAGCCUUUUCUCUGAUAUGAAAUGACCAAUGCUCUGGUCUAUUGUGAUUGUGUGUGUUUGUUUUUCGCUACCUUGUUUCUCAUCCAGAUUUUUACAAUGAUGUGAACUGCAAUUUAUGUAGUACACAGAAUUAGAAAUAUAUGAGCAUAUAUGUAUAUGAAAUAUUCAACAUGAAAGAGAACUGUUUUGUCUUUUGAAUUAAAUUUCUAUAUUGUCAAAUAAAAUUGUUGGGGUAU
This is a messenger RNA of Myxocyprinus asiaticus (Chinese sucker), 5712 nucleotides long. RefSeq names its product aryl hydrocarbon receptor nuclear translocator-like. Lineage: Eukaryota; Metazoa; Chordata; Actinopteri; Cypriniformes; Catostomidae. Gene Ontology annotation, molecular function: DNA-binding transcription factor activity, RNA polymerase II-specific; RNA polymerase II cis-regulatory region sequence-specific DNA binding; protein dimerization activity. The transcript has 21 exons. Gene Ontology annotation, biological process: regulation of transcription by RNA polymerase II. The coding region runs from base 247 to 2520 and encodes 757 amino acids. The record is from RefSeq and is a predicted model, not a curated record. Gene Ontology annotation, cellular component: nucleus; transcription regulator complex; aryl hydrocarbon receptor complex.